This is a messenger RNA of Chlorella variabilis, 795 nucleotides long. RefSeq lists its product as hypothetical. NCBI's taxonomy places the organism in Eukaryota, Viridiplantae, Chlorophyta, Trebouxiophyceae, Chlorellales, Chlorellaceae. The record is from RefSeq and is a predicted model, not a curated record. The transcript is spliced from 5 exons. The coding region runs from base 1 to 795 and encodes 264 amino acids. Gene Ontology annotation, cellular component: cytoplasm.
AUGCUCGCUGAAGGCGCGGGCAAGGUGCGGGUGGGGGAGGGCGAGUUCGUGUUCCGUCCAGUCAAGACCUGGCUCGGCAGGCAGGCCACAGAGAAGGUGGAGGGCUGGGAGACAGAGGUGUACGAGGCCUCCGGCUCCCUGACUGCAUGCACCUGGAUCAAGGUUCCAGUGGUGGUGCCGCCGGAGGCCACCUUCCACGAUUAUCUCGCCAUGCAGCUGCCUGCAGACGACGUGGCAGAGGUGCCAGCUGACCCGCUGGGUGCACCCCUGCCGGACACGCAGCAUCAGGCGCCAGCACCCGCAGCGGCGCCCAGCGGUCUGGCGGGAUCAGGCAGCGUGCACGUGGGGGAUGCCAAGCGCGCAGGCAGCAGCGGCAGGAGCGUGUUUGGCAGUGGCGGCGGGGAAGCCAAGGCAAAGAAGAAGAAGACGCAGAGGUUCAGCAGCCGGUGCUGGCUGGCACGGAGGUACCCCAUCUCGCUGGUGGAGAUCAUUCCGCUGCUGGAGACGGUUGCAGCUGGAAACCGCCACUUUGCGCAGGCCGCCGCCUACCUCCGCCGCUUUCCCGAGGCCGAGCAGCGCUUUCCUGUCCGACUGCAGGUACCGCUCGUGUGGACGGUUUUCUUGCAGCUAGCGUUCCGCCAGUUUGUGCUGCUUGGCCCGAACGACCAGGCGCUGCAGCCAGGCUUCUUCGAGCUGCCGCCGGGCUACCAUCUGGACCGCUUUGAAGAGGGCGACCUGUUGGAGAAACGGGCUGCGCCGCUGCUAGAGAGGAUAGACAGCACCCCCGUCACCUGA